UGGGAACGUCAAAUUCCUGGACAGCUGCCAACAUUUUAAAGGACCCCGGACAACUUCACAUUUAGUUUUCCAAGGCAGUCGCACGCCGUUUACCUCGCUUAUGUGACUUAUCCAGAAAAGCUGGAGAGGGGCCCGACAUAAGUGAGGCAUCAGAUAGUCCACCGUCAGCUUACUCUGUUGUGGAGCUAUAGUCUAGUGUUGUUUAACCAUGCACUCGUUGAAAGAGAUACGCAUGUCAAGCAAAGUCGUGGAGUUUGUUGUCAAAGAUUUAAAGAAGCGUGUUUUGAGGGACGCAGUGGCGGGUCUCCACACUGUUGUUCUCCCCGCAAUAUGUCGAAGCACAAAGGCGUCGCACUUGUACCAGCGAAACUCUUUUUACACGGACCAUGUAAAUAUGUGUAUACGCAAAAAAAUCCCUUUAUUCCCGAGUGGAAGACAUGCUGUUCUACACCAUUACAGAUGGGCGGGAGAAGGUGCCCAUCUCCUAUUUCACCUCAGCCCUAAGGAAAACUGGUCUUCACCCAUCUGACCCUCGACUGAAGUGCAGCAUGGAGAAGCUUGAAAAUGCAGAGCAGGAUUCGGUUGGGGGGGAAGUGAUGAUGGACCGAGACCUGUUCCAUAAAUGUGUUGAAGGAAACCUCCUCCUUUUGAUCCAAGCCUUCAGGAAAAAAUUCAUCAUUCCUGAGUUUGAUGCUUUUGCAAAAAAGAUCAAUGAAAUCUACAAAACUGUGGAGAAGCAAAGAGAUGGGCAUGUAGCAGACUACAUCCCCCACCUAGCAAAGUUCAGCCCAGACCUGUGGGGAGUGUCUUUGUGUACAGUGGAUGGUCAGAGACACUCUGUGGGAGACACCAAGCUGCCAUUUUGUUUGCAGUCAUGCGUGAAGCCUCUGGAGUACGCCAUCGCGGUGCACGAGGCGGGGACAGAGCAGGUGCACCGCUACGUGGGGAUGGAGCCCAGCGGACUGAAGUUCAAUCAGCUGUCACUCGAUGAAGAAGACAAACCACACAACCCUAUGGUUAAUUCAGGAGCUAUCCUGAUCAGCUCUCUUAUCAAGCCUGGUUCAAACAAAGCAGAGAAGUUUGACUAUGUGAUGGAGUUUGUGAAGAAGAUGGCGGGCAACACCUAUGUGGGAUUCAGCAACGCCACGUUCCAGUCAGAAAAAGAGACAGGCGACAGAAAUUUUGCUAUUGGAUACUACAUGAAAGAAAAGAAGUGCUUUCCUGAAGGAGCAGACAUGAUCGAUGCUCUAGACUUCUACUUCCAGCUUUGUUCCAUUGAGGUGACCUGUGAAUCAGGAAGUAUCAUGGGGGCCACUCUGGCUAAUGGAGGGAUCUGUCCAAUCACAGGGGAGCGUGUUCUGAGUGCUGAGGCAGUCCGCAACACCUUGAGUCUCAUGUACUCCUGUGGGAUGUAUGACUUUUCUGGACAGAUGGCCUUUCAUGUUGGUUUACCUGCCAAGUCCGGCGUGUCAGGGGCCGUGCUGCUGGUCGUCCCCAACGUCAUGGGUGUGAUGUGUUGGUCCCCCCCACUGGACAGAGUAGGAAACAGUGUACGCGGAAUCCACUUCUGUCAGGAGCUGGUGUCAUACUUUAACUUCCACAACUAUGAUAACCUGAGACACUUUGUGAAGAAGCAGGAUCCUCGCAGGCCGAGUGGGGAUGACAGGAACAAGGCUGUGUUCAACUUGAUGUUUGCUGCCUACAGUGGGGAUGUGUCAGCCCUGAGAAGAUUUGCACUCUCAUCGAUGGACAUGGAUCUGAAGGACUAUGAUUGCAGAACAGCGUUGCAUGUUGCCGCUGCAGAGGGACACCUCGAUGUUGUGAAGUUCCUCACUGAGACCUGUGAAGUGAAUCCAUUUGUAAAGGACAGGUGGGCUAACCAGCCUGUGGACGACGCCCUGCAGUUUGGACAUGACAGUGUGGUGGAGUUGCUUAAAGAGUACCAAAAGGUCUGCAGCCAAAACAAACUGCCGGCCCCUGAUGGUCCCCCCAAAUUGGAGACCGUGGAGGGCAUCCUUUGAUCCAUUUUUCAGGGGAAAUCUGAUCCAAAUACAGCCAGCAGAGCAGUU
This is a messenger RNA of Gadus morhua (Atlantic cod), 2069 nucleotides long. RefSeq names its product glutaminase 2b (liver, mitochondrial) (gene gls2b). Gene Ontology annotation, molecular function: protein binding; glutaminase activity. Bases 438 to 2021 code for a protein of 527 amino acids. The record is from RefSeq and is a predicted model, not a curated record. Gene Ontology annotation, biological process: L-glutamine catabolic process. The transcript is spliced from 18 exons. NCBI's taxonomy places the organism in Eukaryota, Metazoa, Chordata, Actinopteri, Gadiformes, Gadidae.